GCCGCGAGGAUAAUGGAGCAGCACCCACACCAGAAGCCAGUUUGGAGGAACUCCCCCUUCAGCACCUUGGACAGAGGCAGAGCUGCUCCCCGAGGCUUUUUAUUGGAAGUGGAAAAGCGCAGGCUCGCAGUCCGGUCAGCUGACGCCGCUCACGCUCAGACACUUUUCGCUGCCAACCCAGCCAUCAUCCGGGUUUUAGCAACAGAGCCCAACGGGUUACUUCAUGAAUAUUGAAAAAUCUCGCUCUGAUCGGCCGACGAAAGGGAAAGCAAAACCAGAUAAUUUUCCUCUUCUUGUUCCUUUUUUUGACUAUAUUUUUUCCUCCUACAAGCGAAAAGACUUUUGCUCAAUAUCAAGAGGAUACGCCUCUAAGAGCUGUAAUUGCUCACCUCCGCAGAUUUUCUAAAGUUUUAAUUAGUUUAUUGUUGAUUUUAUGUUUUUAUACAUUUAAAAUCAAAGAUCUUGGUAUUUUAUUCAAAAAUGCUACUUGAACACCCAGGGUCAAGCUUUCAAAAUACUGGAAAUUUCCCCCGAUACAGUUCGGGCCAAGAGAUCCCAAUGUGCGCUGGUUGCAAUCAGCACAUCGUGGACCGCUUUAUCCUAAAGGUGCUGGACCGCCACUGGCACAGCAAGUGCCUGAAGUGCAGCGACUGUCAGGCGCAGCUGGCGGACAAGUGCUUCAGCAGGGGCGACAACGUCUACUGCAAAGACGACUUCUUUAAGAGGUUCGGCACUAAAUGCGCGGCCUGCCAGCAGGGAAUCCCGCCCACACAGGUGGUGAGGAGAGCGCAGGACUUUGUCUACCACCUCCACUGUUUUGCUUGCAUCGUGUGCAAAAGGCAGCUGGCCACCGGUGACGAGUACUAUCUGAUGGAGGACAGCAGGCUGGUCUGCAAGGCCGACUAUGAGACCGCAAAGCAGAGAGAAGCAGACUCCACGGCGAAAAGGCCCCGGACCACCAUUACGGCUAAACAACUGGAGACGCUGAAGAAUGCCUACAACAAUUCUCCAAAACCAGCCCGCCACGUCCGAGAGCAGCUGUCAUCAGAGACUGGUCUAGAUAUGCGGGUUGUGCAGGUUUGGUUUCAGAACAGACGAGCGAAAGAAAAACGGCUGAAGAAGGAUGCUGGGAGGCAAAGGUGGGGUCAGUAUUUCCGCAACAUGAAGAGGUCACGAGGAAGCUCCAAGUCUGACAAAGACAGCAUCCAGGAGGAGGGCAUGGACAGCGAUGCAGAGGUGUCCUUCACAGAUGAGCCUCCCAUGUCAGAGCUUGGCCACACAAACAGCCUUUACAGUAGCCUGAGCGAGUCCUCGCCCGUUGUCGGGGGAUGCCCAGCUGGCAACAACCACAGCUCCUUCCCUCUAGACCAUGCAGCGCUUCCCUCCCAGGACCAGUUUCACGACAUUCGUUCCAGCAGCCCCUAUGGUCUCCCUCAGUCACCAGGAUCCCUGCAUGCCCUGCCGAGACACCAGCCUCUGAUCACUAGCCUCGUUUAUCCCGACUCAGGCAUUUCCAUCAUGACCCAGAGCGGCGGAACCGGCAUCAACCCCUCUGUGAGAGUUUCCAUGGGGGCAGCUAACGGCCCCAGCUCGGACCUCUCCACUGGCAGCAGUGGCGGCUACCCGGAUUUUCCUGCGAGUCCAGCAUCUUGGUUAGAUGAGGUGGAUCAUGGGCAGUUUUGAUUUUGUAAGAGAGAAACUUGACUCUUUUGUUUUUAUUGAGUUUUUUUUUGUGUUCUGUUGGACUGAAGAAAUGCAGGAGAAAUACAAAGGGCAGUGUUUGUGUGUUGUAGCAAAACACUAACUUUUUUUUAAGCAUAAAUAAUAUAAAAAGAAAAAAAAAAGCUGCCCCUCAUUUAAACCACUGGAUCUUAUUUACUCACAGUCUGUUUGCAAAUCACCAGAUGUCAUUCUGAGCUCUUUCUAAGCAAAAUAGAUAAGGGUAGUCAAAGUUUAAAUGAUAAUAAUUUGUAUCUUUCUUUUCUCCAAAUCUCCAAUUUCUCUUAUUUAACUUCAGCAUGAUCAGGGAAAAGUUUAGUUCAGUGUGCAGCAUCUUUAAAGGUCUGGUUAUUGCCAAAUGUCUGUAUAUAAAUAGAUAAAUAAACAUAUAUAUAUAUGGUUUAUCAAUGUGGAGACUUUAUUUUUAUACAAAUCAGUUCUUGGACUUGGAAAACAAAAGCCAGGCAUGAGGACUUUGUACAUUCCUGAGGAGCAGUCUAGACUAAAAUGUAGAUGUCGUCUUAAAACGGUACCUUGAGGUCCUAUAACUUCUAUGCAUUCGUGUGCUCUCAGAUGUGUCUUGUUUUUUUUGUCAUACUUAAAACCCCCUUAAGAGAUGAACUGUAGGAAACUGGGAUCGGGCUUUUGAGGGUGGUGAUGUUAAUGUUUUUUGUGUGGAAGAUGUUUUGUGUAUUAUUUAUUCCCUAUGGUAAUGCUGAUGAUUCAUAAAUAAACAGCAGGACUUUAAUAAAUUUCUCACAUUA
Molecule: messenger RNA, 2483 nt
Organism: Cyprinodon tularosa
Lineage: Eukaryota; Metazoa; Chordata; Actinopteri; Cyprinodontiformes; Cyprinodontidae
Gene: lhx3
Product: LIM homeobox 3
Exons: 6
Coding region: 481-1683 (400 amino acids)
Biological process (GO): regulation of transcription by RNA polymerase II; neuron differentiation
Cellular component (GO): nucleus
Molecular function (GO): RNA polymerase II transcription regulatory region sequence-specific DNA binding; DNA-binding transcription factor activity, RNA polymerase II-specific
Source: RefSeq, a predicted model, not a curated record